CCUUACCGCCAAAACUCGAAUUCUUUGUUGCUCGCUUUCACGAGUUUCGUUCAUCAAAAACACUCUAAAAAAGGUUUAGAGCAUUUCAAGGCAGAUAUGAUAGGAAUAGCAGAUGUGAUGAGGGGCGACGAUCGUUGUGAUCUGCACCCAAACAAAGACAACAAAAUCACGGUUGCAGUAGAGGGCAACAUUGGAAGUGGCAAGACAACAUUACUGAAAUACUUCAGGCAAAACUCUCUUGUUGAGGUUAUAGAAGAACCUGUAAAAAAAUGGCAAAACAUUGGAGGUCAAAAUCUUUUGAACUUGUUUUAUGAAGACUGUAAGAGAUGGAGCUACCUGUUUGAGUCCUAUUUUCUUCUCACCCUGAUGCAAGUGCACAAGAAACCUCAUACUAAGCCUAUCAAGAUGAUAGAAAGAAGUGUCUAUAGUGGUUACUACUGCUUUGAGAACAAUCUGUGUGUCAGUGGUUUGAUGACAGGCUUGGAGCAUAGUGCUCACAAUCACUGGUUUGACUGGAUUACAAAACAAGAAAAACCAGAUCUGGACUUGAUUAUUUAUUUGAGAACAAGUCCUGAAAAAUGCAUGGAAAGAGUCAAGAUGCGUCAUCGUGAUGAGGAGACUUCUGUUUCUAUGGACCUUUUGAAUGCUUUGCAUGAAAGACAUGAGUCUUGGCUGAUCAGAGAGGAACAUCCCUUACCAGCCCCAGUAUUGGUUGUUGAUGGGAACAAAACUUUAGAUGAGAUGUACAAAUACUAUGACACAAACUGUGACAGUCUUCUUGGCAUCAACCCUAUUUAUCAGUCUCCCCAAGGUCUCAAGGUUCAGUGAAGUUUACUACUGUACAAAAAAAUGAUCAAUAUGUAAAAUAACAGAUGAUCACCCAGGACUGAAAUAUAAAAUAUUGGUAUUCUGCUUGGCAUAUAUCCCUUGUUAUCAGUCACACUAGGUACAGCCUCUUUCAAAGUGUCUAACACAUGUACUCAUUAAAGAAUUCCCAUAAAUGCAUGUUGGAUGGCUCUGGUAGAUUGCAUGGGAGUACAUAAUAAAUGGCUAAAAUUGAAAGGAAAACAGAAAGAAAGGGAAAAAAAUAUUCAUGUACCUUUUUAGGUCUAAAAGUGGAACACUAUUGUCAAAAUCUAUAUAUUUUAUUGUAAAAAGCAUGUUAUAUUCAAUUCCCUCAAUAAA
Messenger RNA from Actinia tenebrosa (Australian red waratah sea anemone), 1185 nucleotides. Its product is annotated as thymidine kinase 2, mitochondrial. Gene Ontology annotation, molecular function: deoxynucleoside kinase activity; ATP binding. The record is from RefSeq and is a predicted model, not a curated record. Gene Ontology annotation, biological process: nucleobase-containing compound metabolic process. Gene Ontology annotation, cellular component: mitochondrion; cytoplasm. Lineage: Eukaryota; Metazoa; Cnidaria; Anthozoa; Actiniaria; Actiniidae.